AUGCGCCCGAGGUUCGGGCCAGGCGAGGCUGAGUCCUCACGGGCCACCACCACCAGUGGCUCAGCCCCCGUAGGCACCAUCCGCAACCGCAGCGACGUGUUCUUCAGGAACGAGACGGCGCGGCUCAUGGCAUCGGCGCUGGGGGGUAUGUCAGACGCCGAGGUAGGCCCCGAGCCGCCUCAGUACGUCACUUUCCGAGAAGCUGCCCGAGCCGAGAUGCUCACCAUACGCACCGAGAUGACGGAGCUGAGGGGCUUGCAUGGGCGGGCCACCCUCAGCAGGUUUGACGAGAGCAACGACGACGAGAUCCAGGUGGAGGUGACAACUCAGCAGAUCACCAAGCUCUUCCGACGCUGCGAGGCGCGUCUCCAGAAGUUUGGGUCUGUGCCGUCGGAGAACGAGGCCGACGAGAAGGCGCUGCAGGCCGACACGCUGAGCGCCCUGAUCGAUGACCGCGACCGCGAGGUGGCGGGCAUCGUGGCCAGCAUCCACGAGCUGGCCCAGAUAAUGAAGGACCUGUCGGUGCUGGUGAUCGACCAGGGCACGGUGCUGGACCGCAUCGACUACAACAUGGAGGCCACCGCCGCGCAGGUGACGGAGGGGGUGAAGCAGCUGGCCAAGGCCGAGAAGAAGCAGAAGCAGGGCCUAAUGGCGGUGUGCAUCAUGUUCCUCCUCGUCGCCAUCGGCAUCCUGGUGCUCUUUGUGGUCAUCAAGGCCAUUGUAUUCUGA
This is a messenger RNA of Auxenochlorella protothecoides, 729 nucleotides long. RefSeq names its product Syntaxin-42. Gene Ontology annotation, molecular function: SNARE binding; SNAP receptor activity. Lineage: Eukaryota; Viridiplantae; Chlorophyta; Trebouxiophyceae; Chlorellales; Chlorellaceae. The record is from RefSeq and is a predicted model, not a curated record. Gene Ontology annotation, biological process: vesicle fusion; intracellular protein transport; vesicle-mediated transport. Gene Ontology annotation, cellular component: endomembrane system; SNARE complex; membrane. The coding region runs from base 1 to 729 and encodes 242 amino acids. The transcript has 4 exons.